AUUGCUUCAGCAAGAGCUGCUAAAUUCGUUAUUUAUCGUUCUGUCGACUUUGACUUUUCGGCGAGCAGCCUUCGGCCGGUAACCGGCGCUGAGCCGUGGCUAACACAUGACUAGGCAGCUGGACCUAAAAAAACAUUGACGAAUUGACAAAUGUGCGAGUUGGAUUCGCAACCUCACCCACUAUACUAGCUAGCUUUAUCUGUUCAGCUAACGCUAAGCUCUAUCGACGCCUCCUCUGGUCUACACACAGCCUAUGACGUGCAGCUAACUUAGCACAUCCAACCAAGCUAGCAGUACCUAACAACGUUACCCCUUCACACGAAGUAAUGCCACCGAGGUGAAUCCACUGUUAAACCAACAUGAUGGCAGGUUCCCAGUGGGAUCUUCCUCCAGAGCUUUGUUGUCGCCCCAUGGCCUUUGUUGCUCUAACUGGUCUGGAUGUAGUGUACAAUGCUGUGCAUCGGGCCAUUUGGGAUGCCUUCUGCGCCAACCGGCGAGCAGACCGAGUGCCUAUCUCUUUCAAAGUCCUUCCAGGAGACCAUGAAUACCCCAAAUGUCGCACAAAGCGAACAUCCUAUGAGUGGUACAUCCCCAAAGGCAUCCUGAAAACAAGUUGGAUGAAUAAACAUCUGAACCUGGUUCCAGCUCUGGUUGUUCUUUUCUACGAACUGGACUGGGACGACCCACAAUGGAAAGAGAAACAAUCUGAAUGUGCAACUAAAGUGGAGAUUGUCAGGACCAGUCUUCAGGGCAGGAACACCAAGGUGGCUGUGGUUCUCAUCCAGAAGAAAACUCCUCUACCCCCAGGAGAGGACCUGGUAGCAUCAGAGAGAGCAGCUACUCUUUGUAAUGCCUGUGAUCUGUCUGGAAAGAGUCUCUUUGUACUGCCACACACCGACCACUUAGUGGGCUACAUUAUAAGGUUGGAGAAUGCUUUCUACGAACAUGCUCAGACUUCCUACUACACUGAGAUCCGUCGAGUCAAAUCGCAUAAAGAGUUCCUUAACAAGACAACACAUCAGCUGCUGUUUGUCAGACACCAGUUUAAGAUUGCCUUCUUCAGUGAGCUGAAACAGGACACCCAGAAUGCUCUCAAGUACUACAGAACUGCAUACAGUCUCGUUCAUGAGCUCAGGGCCCAUGAGACCAACAUGCUGGAAAUCAAAACUAUGGCAGGAUUCAUCAACUAUAAGAUCUGUCGUCUGUGUUUCCAGCAUAACACUCCUCUCGAUGCUAUCGCCCAGUUUAGGAAGCACAUUGACCUUUGUAAAAAGAAGAUCGGCAGUGCUGAACUGGCAUUUGAGCACUCUGCAUGGAUGUCUAAACAGUUCCAGUCGUUUGGUGAGCUGUUUGAUGAAGCGAUAAAGUUGGGUCUGACAGCCAUCCAGACCCAGAACCCUGGUUUCUACUACCAACAAGCUGCCUGUUAUAGCCAGGACAGGAAACAACUGGCACAGCAGCUUUGUCAGGCUGGAGCAUCUCCCUCUUCUGAACCAGGGGACACCCAUACUGGGGGACUGGACUUCUAUGGCCAGAGACCAUGGAGACAAGGCCACCAGAGUAUUGAUCCUCCAGAUGCAGAGAAAGAGAAGACUGGGAUUCUGGCCCUGCAGAUCAAAGAGAGAGAUGUUCCACAUUCUGAGCUGAUAAUAGCACUUCUCAGUAAUGCUGUUGCUCAGUUUAAGAAAUACAAAUGCCCUCGAAUGAAGAGUCACCUCAUGGUGCAGAUGGGAGAGGAAUACUACUAUGCUAAAGACUACACCAAAGCCCUUAAGCUGUUGGACUAUGUGAUGUGCGACUAUCGCACAGAGCGAUGGUGGGGCCUCCUGACUGCCAUAUUGACCACCGCUCUGCGCUGUGCUUAUCUGAUGGCCAGUGUUAAAGACUACAUCAUAUACUGCAUGGAGCUGCUGGGCAGAGCUUCAACCUUGAAGGAGGAACACAAGUUGAGGAUUGAGAAGAAUCUCAUCCAAGUCCUGAUGAAUGAGGUCCCUGACGCUGAGCCGGAGUGUGAUCCAUCCUCUGACGUUGCAGCCAGGUCGCUGUGGAACGACCGCAUGGCUUUGGCUGGUUCAAAUGAGCUUACUAUAGAAGUGCAGGACUACAUCACAUUCAUUCAGUGUAAGGCCAAGUUCCAGUGUCCCAGUUUCCAUGUUGAUCAGCCCAUUCAACUCCAGGUCUUCCUCCGUGCCGACGGUCCUCAUCCUGUAUCUUUCAAAAAGCUGGCUGUCAGCCUCAGUAACCAGGAGUACAACCAGUGGUGUGUGGUAGAGUCUGCCGGUCAGGAGAGUAUGAGCCUUUUGCCGGGAAAAACUAAAAGCCACAACUUCAGCUUUGUAGCGAAGACCGACGACGUUGGCAAGAAGAUUGAGCUGACCGGUAUUGAGCUGAUGCUGGGCAGUGACAGUGGCCGCUGUGUGUUUCUGAACUGGAGAGGGGCGGGUGGAGAUGCAGCCUCUACCCAUGAAGCCUUGCAGGCUAGCAGGUCAUCACGACAAUGGGGACGGGAGGUGGAGGCACGUAAAGAGCUGGACUGGGACAGCUUGACCAUGCAGCAAAGUACCAUGAUCAUCUCCAGAGUCCCAAAGAUCUCUGUUCAGCUUCGCCACCAGCCUCCUGCACUAAACAAUGAAAUGUACUGCAUCAAUCUCACUAUCCAAUCACAGGAGGCUGUCGUUGCAAAGGGUGUCAAACUGACAGCUGGCCUUAAACCAGGCCAGGAUGCCAAUCUAGGCCAGACCACGCACGUGUCCCUCGAUGGCUCAAAGGUUUGUGAUGACACUGCACCUGCUUUGCUCCCUGACGUUCCUCUAGGAGAUCUGAAACCAGGAGAAAAGUUGGAGAGAUGCGUAUAUGUGAAUUGCGUGUCAACUGGAUCAAGGGUGUUCCUGUUUCAUGUGGCCUACAGCAUCGACACCACAGUGGAAGGACGUCGGAUUGUCUGCAAAUGUCAUAAGGAUGAGACGGUUACCAUAGAAACAGUGGUCCCAUUUGAGGUGUCUGUCAAGUUUGUAUCCACCAAGUUUGAGCCACUGGACCAGGUGGCGGUGGACAUCCCCUUCCUGUUGAUGACAGACAUCCUGUCAUUGUCACCAUGGCCUCUUCUGCUGGCCUCUUCUUCUCUGGAGCUGAUUACGAUGAGCACAAACACACAACAGCUGCAGUCACAGCUACAGGAAGUCAUUUUGCAGACAGACGAGUGUGCCAGUGAGUGUUUCUGUCUCCGGUGUCCAGCGCUGGCCAACAGCAAUAACACUGUAGCUACAGGACAGUACCUGAUAUCAUGGAGGAGAAAGUCCUCCAGUGCCAACAGUCCUUUCAUCCAAACUGUCAUCACUCUACCUCAUGUCAUCCUGGAGUCUGUUCCUCUUUACAUCCACGCUGAGCUCCCAUCAUACGGGCGAGUCCGGGAGUCUCUUUCAGUUCGCUACCACAUCGAAAACAGAACGUCUCUGGUGCAGGAGGUGGUGAUGGCUGUUGAACCGUCUGAUGCCUUCAUGUUCUCUGGACUCAAACAGGUACGUCUGCGUAUCCUUCCGGACUCAGAGCAGCAGAUGCUGUAUAACUAUUACCCUCUGAUGGCUGGGUACCAAACAUUACCACAGCUCAACAUCAGCCUGCCCCGCUGCCUGACCACCAACACACACACACUGAGACGCUUCCUGCCCCAACGCAUCUUUGUCAAGCCUCAGGGUCGACAGCUGGAUGAGGCCUCAAUUGCUGCAGCUUGAGAAGAACAGAUAAACUGCUUACUGUAAAUAUGAGAGCAAAGCAACAUUGUGUGGAUUGUUCUAGAUGUAUGGCACUAUUAACCUGUGACAAUAUUAACACAAGUUGUUUGUUUUACAUUGUUCUAUAAAAACACACCAGGAAAACCAUGGGUUUCCAAAAAAUCAGGAGGAAAUUGUUUCUGUUCAGUCAGUGUGAUGACUUAAUGAGCACGAUGGUUGGCGAAUGAAUUGAUAAACUAAUGUUCAUUUAACAAUUAAAAUCACGUAUGGAUUUGAUGGAAGCAAAGUUGAAAUUUGGGUUGAGUGUAAUAAAUAAAAAUCUAAUGUAUUGAAAGUUUAAAUAAAUGGAAGUAAUGUAAACUA
Pseudoliparis swirei is the source of this 4094-nucleotide messenger RNA. RefSeq names its product trafficking protein particle complex subunit 11 (gene trappc11). The coding region runs from base 360 to 3731 and encodes 1123 amino acids. The transcript has 30 exons. NCBI's taxonomy places the organism in Eukaryota, Metazoa, Chordata, Actinopteri, Perciformes, Liparidae. The record is from RefSeq and is a predicted model, not a curated record.